CGCUAGAGCCUGAGCCUGGUGCGGGCGCGGGCCCCGGGUCCAGCAAGGCUCCGCCUCCUCCAGGUUCCCUGCGGCCGCCCCAGCCUCUCGAGCAGGCACUGCGGCUCUCGACAGCGGCCCGGGAGGACGGCUGCAGAAUGAAAAUGUGGCUCUGGGGUUUGCUGGUCUCUUUGGUCCUUGGGACCCUGCCUUCCCAGGCAUCUGGAUGGAAGCAGACACCUGUGGAUCCUGAAACAAAUAUGAAUGUGAGUGAAAUUAUCUCUCACUGGGGAUUCCCUAGUGAGGAACACCUGGUUGUGACAGCAGAUGGGUAUAUUCUCUGCCUUAACCGAAUUCCCCAUGGGAGGAAAAACCGUUCUGACAAAGGUCCCAAACCAGUGGUGUUCCUGCAGCAUGGCUUGCUGGCAGACGCUAGUGACUGGGUCACAAACCUGCCCAACAGCAGCCUGGGCUUCAUCCUGGCAGAUGCUGGUUUUGACAUGUGGAUGGGGAACAGCAGGGGAAACACCUGGUCUCGGAAACACAAGACUCUUUCAGUUUCUCAGGAUGAAUUCUGGGCCUUCAGUUUUGAUGAGAUGGCGAAUUAUGACCUACCAGCUUCAAUUAACUUCAUUCUGAAUAAAACGGGCCAAGAACAACUGUAUUAUGUGGGCCAUUCUCAAGGUACCACAAUAGGUUUUAUAGCGUUUUCACGGAUCCCCGAGCUGGCCAAAAAGAUUAAAAUGUUUUUUGCCCUGGCUCCUGUGGCUUCAACCGAGUUCAUGACUGGUCCUGUAGUUAAAUUAGCACAAAUUCCAGAACUUUUUCUCAAGGAUUUAUUUGGGAUCAAAGAAUUUUUUCCACAGAGUACGUUUUUGAAGUGGCUGAGUACCCAUAUGUGCACUCAUGUCAUUCUGAAGGAGCUUUGCGGAAAUGUCUUUUUUGUUCUGUGUGGAUUUAAUGAGAGAAAUUUGAAUAUGUCUAGAGUGGCUGUGUAUGCAACACACAAUCCUGCCGGAACUUCUGUGCAAAACAUGAUACACUGGCUCCAGGUUGUUAAAUUGCACAAGUUUCAAGCCUUUGACUGGGGAAGCAGUGCCAAAAAUUAUUUUCAUUACAACCAGAGUAUUCCUCCCCUUUACAAUGUGAAAGACAUGCUGGUGCGGACUGCUGUCUGGAGCGGAGGUCGGGACUGGCUCGCAGACGACAAGGACGUCGUCCUCUUACAGAUGCAGAUCUCCAACCUGGUGUACCACAAGCGCAUCCCUGAGUGGGAGCAUCUUGACUUCAUCUGGGGCUUGGAUGCCCCUUGGAAACUCUAUAAUGAAAUUAUAAAUCUAAUGAGGAAGUACCAGUGAGCGUCAGACUGGAGACAUUUACUGUCAAGUCGUGUUAAGUGUGUUUGCUUAAUUUCUCUAAAAUACUCGUUUUCCUUUCCCAGGCCUUUUAUAUUUUUAUAACCAAGGAAAUUAUGCUGUUGAAGAUGCCUGAUUCUCUCCAGUUAGGAUCAGAAAUGCAUUUGCUUUUUUCAUUUAAUCAUGGCCGAAUACAAAGCUGGUGCCUCAACCAGUCCUAAAAAUGACACUGAUUCAUAAAUGAUCAUGACCAUUCCAUUUAUCCUUACUAUUUAGAAUGUACUAUAUUGCCUUUUUACUCUCAACACAGGACACAUUGACACAUGUUGGAAUUUUCAAGAUGCCUUGUUCAUCAGUAAAUAAUCUGACACAGACUUGAAAGAAGCUCAGUAAAUAAGUACCCAGUUCUUACCUGCUUGCCUUAAAGGGCUCUCGGUCGAAUGGCCUUGUAUUUAGAGACCUAAAUGACACCUCCUCAUGUUCUCAUGUAGUAGGUAGGAAAUCAACUUCAGUGACACCUCAGCAGUGCUGGUUAUAAUGAUCCUAUGAUGAAUUUUAUCAAGCCUAAUUGUGAGAGCUGCUAUUUAGCAAAUAUUUAAAUUGCUCAGACUGAGGGAAAUAAUUUCCUGGAGUCUUCAAAAAUAAAUUACAUUCAUAAAAAAAAUACAUUCAUCAACAACAACAACCACUAUACUUUAAGUAACUUGACUGGUAGAGCUAACCACCGAUAUGCAUGAACUUUUCAUUGUGUGGCAGGCCAUAAAGCCACUUGUUUCAGAAGAAGAGUCCUAUGAAGACACGAUAGCACUAUUUUUCCUGAAAUUGCAGUGUUCACUUCACUAGCUGCUGGAGCCUGGCGAUGGCAUGUGUAGAGCAGAAGCCCUGAUGCCACUCAGGUGGAGUGCCCUACUUCAUUUUCACACAGAAGAAGUGUGAAUGUGAACUUGGUUGUUUUCAGUAAAGCUCAGGGGUUGUUUUUUUCUUUUGUAUGUGUCCAGAUUUUGCAUACUCCUGAUUCGCAUCCCUAGUCGGGACACCCGCAUUCACCUGCUUUUCUCGCAGCCCCGUUUCCUUGCACUGCUCUCAGAUGAACAGUGGCAAUUGCUCUGGUUUUCUGAUAGAGUUGCUUUGCGAUAAUAAACAAUACUUGGUAUUGGUUAAUCUGUGCAGACAACGUAAGACUGCUUUAUAACAUUCAAGUGAUCUUAUUUAAACUUGUCAAUAAAACUCAGCCUCCCAGGCCUGAAGCAUUGUG
Bubalus bubalis (water buffalo) is the source of this 2589-nucleotide messenger RNA. RefSeq names its product lipase A, lysosomal acid type (gene LIPA). Gene Ontology annotation, cellular component: intracellular membrane-bounded organelle. The coding region runs from base 138 to 1337 and encodes 399 amino acids. Gene Ontology annotation, molecular function: sterol ester esterase activity. NCBI's taxonomy places the organism in Eukaryota, Metazoa, Chordata, Mammalia, Artiodactyla, Bovidae. The transcript has 10 exons. Gene Ontology annotation, biological process: sterol metabolic process. The record is from RefSeq and is a predicted model, not a curated record.